GUCUUAAUACCAGUAAGUGCUCGAAAUGAAGGUGAUAGUGUUACUCUCGUUACUAUCUGCAUUUCUUGUUUGCCAAACAUCAGGUGCGAAAAAAAAUGUCGUUUGUUAUUUCGCCAGUUGGACUGUUUAUAGAGCUGGAAACGGUGCUUUCGAUGUCAGUAAUAUAGAUCCAUCUCUGUGUACACACAUUAAUUUUGCUUUCCUUGGUCUGAACUUAGAUGGAUCUAUUCACAUUUUGGAUUCUUGGGAGUCAAGUGAUCCUGGUGGUCAUGAGGGUUUUAAACGUCUCGUAGGUCUUAAAGAGACCAAUCCUGACCUUAAAGUAAGUGUAAGUAUGGGCGGUUGGAACGAAGGCUCCGAACACUAUUCAGCAGUAGCAUCUGAUCCAGCCAAAAGGGUAAAACUUGCAGAUGAGGUUUUAGCUUUUAUCGAAAAUUGGGGCUUCGAUGGUUUUGAUUUGGAUUGGGAAUAUCCAGGAUUGCGAGGAGGAAAUAAAACUAUUGACAAAGAAGACUUUGUCGAACUUUUAAAAGUUCUUAGUGACGUUCUUCAACCCAAAGGUUACUUGCUCAGUGUAGCCACUGCAGGCGCCGUUGAAAAAAUUGACCUUGGAUAUGACGUCCCAGUUAUAAAUGAGUUGGUGGAUAUGCUUAAUGUUAUGGUUUUUGAUUUUCAUGGAGCAUUUGAGAAUUUUGUAGGACAUGUUUCACCACUUUUCCCAGCUCAAAUUGAUUACGAAUAUGAAGCUAAUAGUACAUACAAUGUCGAUGCAGGAAUCCAACAUUGGAUAUUGAGUGGUGCAGAUCCCGCAAAAAUAAACCUCGGUAUUGUCACCUAUGGAAGAACUUAUACCUUAGCUGAUAAAACCAAUACUUCUCUUUAUGCAGAUGUCAUCGGUGGUGGUAAUAAAGGGCCAUAUACUGGACAAUCUGGAUAUUUAGGAUAUAAUGAAAUAUGCGAAUUUCAUUUAAAUUCUACGUAUGUCUGGGAUGAUCAGCAGAAAGUACCUCACAGAUAUUGGGACGAUCAAUGGGUUGGAUUUGAAGACGAAAGAUCGAUAACAGAAAAAGUAAACUACGCCCGAGACAAUGAAUUGGGAGGAGUAAUGGUGUGGUCAUUAGAUUACGACGAUUUCAGAGGAACUUGUGGAGAAAAAUAUAUUUUAUUAAAGACUAUAAACAAAAUUCAUGAUCCACAGUUUUGAAUUUGUAAAUUUUAGUUUUUCUUAGUAGGUUAUUCCAGAAAAUUGUCAUAGAAACUUUGUAAAUGAUCUAUUUAUUAACAUAAAAAACAAAUUACAAUAAAAAUAACAAUAAUAAUAACAAUAAUU
Messenger RNA from Diabrotica balteata, 1330 nucleotides. NCBI's taxonomy places the organism in Eukaryota, Metazoa, Arthropoda, Insecta, Coleoptera, Chrysomelidae. The record is from the annotation of a GenBank genome assembly.